Molecule: messenger RNA, 1587 nt
Organism: Orbicella faveolata
Lineage: Eukaryota; Metazoa; Cnidaria; Anthozoa; Scleractinia; Merulinidae
Product: RAC family serine/threonine-protein kinase homolog
Source: RefSeq, a predicted model, not a curated record
UUUUUUUAGUCUAACUUGUCUUAAAAUGUUGUCAUUUCGUGACCUUUUAUGCCUCGUUAAAUAUACAAAGGAUUUUGAAAAGUUUUGCUACUAGUUCUACGUGGGUGUUUGGACGGUGUGUGCAAAUUUUGCUGCGCUUCACUAACCUGCUUCGCGCAAAAGUUAGCGGUUAGAGAUUUUCAGCGGACUGUUAAGUUUUAACACCAGGUUGCUGUCUGUCACAUAAACAGCUUGCAGAGCGCACCUCAUUUAGCCCAGCUAGGCAAAGAACAGAACCUGUUCUUUGCGUUUACAGUCUUAGCCAACUACGACGCCGGAGAAAAUGUUGAGUGCAAAGGAGAAUCAGAAGGGAAGAACCUUAAAGCAUGGCUACCUACUAAAGCAAAGCGAAGUUCUGAAACAGUGGCAUCUGCGCUAUUUUGUCCUCAGCAAAGAAUGUUUGUGUUACUAUCGAACAGAGAAGGAAUCCUUGGAAAGCGCGCCUAAGGAAGUCAUAUACUUCAAUGACAUGUCGUUGUACAUAGAUGAGUUACCAGACAAGCAAACUAAGUACUGCUUGAAGCUUGUGAAACGAUCAUUAUCGUCCAAGAUCACAACGCGGACAUUUUUCUUGUGUUGUUUCUCAGAGCAUGAAAGAAACGAAUGGUUGUCACAGAUUCUCCAAGCGAAAGCGAUCGCGUUGGUGGUCAACCCAGGUACGUGGAUGAGGAACCAGGAAGCUUCGGCAAAAGAUGUGGACUUUAAGCUUGUUAAUUCUGGUAGCAGUGUCAGGCUUACUUCCGCCAAGGAAAUCUUUCAAAAAUGCCGCCGUAAGAUCUCGUCUGGUGGCCAUGGAAGUACGAGGGAUUCUACAAACUCGCUAUUCCUUGACGAUUUUAACGUAAACAAAAGACGCAAGUCUACAUCUUGCUUGAGUCAAGAAUGGCGGAAUACACUGAUGGCGAUUUAAACGUACCGAGUACGAGCAACGACAAUUUUGAGAUGGAGCGAAGGGGAUUUGAGAAGAAUCAAAAACAGGGAACAUAGGCACAAUACAUUAUUUAUUGUAUAAACAGCGACUUUUUUGCGCAGUUUUCUUUGGUUGUAUAAGUUGAUUAGCCAAGACUUCAGGCUAUGAAUGACUGAAUCAUAUCGGUUUAUACGGUCACAGAAAUACCCUGUUUCAGUGGCCAAUCGUCUUAAUUAAAAGUUUCCAGGCGCUUUCAAUUUUCUGGGCUUUUACCAAGACACUGAGGAAAUCUAAUCUUAUAUAAACAUGCAAAGCGAUACUGCCGAUACAGCAACUGAAUCGAUUGAUAAGUUAUGGUCAUCAAAUAUCAUGUAUGAAAUUCUCUUAACUAUUGUAAGAAAUGUAUCGAAAACCGUUAAGGAGAAUUUGUAUGUACAGUUCUACGCUCUGUAUUCAGCAUUUGCAAUUUAAGGAUGUUUACCACUGUUUUCAUGUAUACAUAUGUUCAAUCGUUACUUCUGGUAAAGCCAGUAAGCAUGCAGCAAAAAAUUAUUUACAUUUGGACAAAUUUCUCUUUUGAUAAUAAGCAUUCUUUUGAUUUUGUACAAUCCGAAUAAAACGAAUCCUUUUGUACCGAC